Cannabis sativa is the source of this 1315-nucleotide messenger RNA. Its product is annotated as probable xyloglucan endotransglucosylase/hydrolase protein 26. Gene Ontology annotation, molecular function: xyloglucan:xyloglucosyl transferase activity; hydrolase activity, hydrolyzing O-glycosyl compounds. The transcript is spliced from 4 exons. The record is from RefSeq and is a predicted model, not a curated record. The coding region runs from base 116 to 991 and encodes 291 amino acids. Lineage: Eukaryota; Viridiplantae; Streptophyta; Magnoliopsida; Rosales; Cannabaceae. Gene Ontology annotation, biological process: cell wall biogenesis; xyloglucan metabolic process. Gene Ontology annotation, cellular component: apoplast; cell wall.
ACCCCUGUACCCAUUUCGAACAAAACAUAUGUUCACCAUAAAUUAAAACAAAACAAAAAAACAAAGAAAGAAAAAAAAAAAAAGAGCUUUGUUAACUGGUUUUGAGUCGAAAAAAAUGGGAACUAAAAUUUUACGAGUUAUGUUCAUAGCUCUGUGCCUCUUUGCCUUUGAUCAAGUACUCGUUGAUGCAAAGAUUUCAAGGAGUAUGUAUAUUAAUUGGGGUCAACAACAUGCAUCUAUUUCAGGAGAUGGUGAAGAUCUUCAGCUUGUUCUCGAUCAAACUUCAGGGUCUGCUGCUCAAUCAAAGAGAGGUUUCUUAUUUGGUAGCAUUGAAAUGCUCAUCAAGUUGGUACCUGGAAAUUCUGCAGGAACUGUUACAGCCUACUAUCUAACCUCUAGUGGUGACAAACAUGACGAGAUCGAUUUCGAGUUCUUAGGAAACGUCUCGGGACAACCUUACAUUAUCCACACAAACCUCUACACACAAGGCAAAGGAAGCAAGGAGCAGCAAUUCUACCCCUGGUUUGAUCCAACAGCUGAUUUCCACAACUACACCAUUCAUUGGAACCCUACUGAGAUUGUGUGGUACGUUGAUAGUUUGCCAAUUCGAGUUUUUCGAAACUAUGAAAAUCAGGGCAUUGCAUACCCCAACAAGCAAGGGAUGAAGGUUCACACAAGCUUAUGGAAUGCAGAUAAUUGGGCAACCAGAGGUGGCUUGGUGAAGAUAGACUGGAACAACUCGCCAUUCACAGCUAGGUUCCGCCGAUUCAGAGGAAAGGCCUGCAAGUGGAAUGGACCUGUGAGCAUUGGCCAAUGUGCCUCUAAUACCCCAGGAAACUGGUGGACUUCCCCUGUUUACAAGCAGUUGAGCAAUGCUCAGAAGGGUCAGCUGAAUUGGGUGAGAAGUCAGCACAUGAUCUAUGAUUACUGCAAACAUACUAAAAGGUUCAAUGGUCAGAUGCCACCAGAAUGUUCAAAGCAGCAAUUUUAAGUAAGAUGACACAUAAUGACCAUACAGAUAUACAUAACAGUAACACCGGACUCUAAUGAUUUGUUAUGCUGCUGAAUGAAGUUUUCACUUUCUCUCCAAUUCCAAACUGAAAAACAAAUUCUCAUUAGUUUUGCUACUACUUUUGUAUUGCUUUUGUUGGGGGUAAUUUCUACUCCUAAACUGAAAGAUCAAAUUGAUUUAUUAUGUAUUUGAGAUUAAUUCAUUUUAAUCUCAUUCUUGUAUUCGAGACCCUUAUUUUUUCUGUAUUAUUUUUUUUAAAAAAAAAAAUGGAAGGAAUCCACUUGGUCACUCCAAGUUAACUGU